Messenger RNA from Eutrema salsugineum, 1071 nucleotides. RefSeq names its product ribosomal RNA-processing protein 8. The coding region runs from base 43 to 909 and encodes 288 amino acids. Gene Ontology annotation, cellular component: nucleolus. Lineage: Eukaryota; Viridiplantae; Streptophyta; Magnoliopsida; Brassicales; Brassicaceae. The transcript has 9 exons. The record is from RefSeq and is a predicted model, not a curated record. Gene Ontology annotation, molecular function: methyltransferase activity.
AACUCCGGUGGAGGAAGAAGACGGACGACGACGACAAGAGCCAUGAAAGAGGAAGCUACAAGCAGAAAUAGAAAGAGGAAGAGACAAAGAAACCCUAAAACCCCUAAAGAGGAGCCUAAUGAGACACCGAAGAAACAAAACAACGACAAAAAGAAUCAGAGAGAGACCAAAACCCAUAAAAACCACCAACAUGGAGGAUCUUCAGCUUCAUCGAAACGACCUAAACCUUCCAAUUAUCUCGAUAUGCUUCGAGAGAAAUUAUCCGGUGGGAACUUCAGGAGGCUCAAUGAGAAGCUCUACACUUGCUCUGGACAAGAAGCAUUAGAUUACUUUAGAGAGGAUCCAGACUUGUUUGAUAUGUAUCAUACAGGUUAUCAGCAACAAAUGUCAAAUUGGCCCGAGCUUCCUGUUAACUCCAUUAUAAACUGGCUAUUGUCUCGAAGCUGUUCUUUAGUUGUGGCUGAUUUUGGCUGUGGUGAUGCAAAGAUUGCAAAGAGUGUUAAGAACAAAGUUUUCUCCUUUGAUCUUGUCGCAAAAAACCCGUCUGUUAUCGCUUGCGAUAUGUCAAAUACUUCGCUUGAGUCUUCAUCAGUAGAUGUUGCUGUUUUCUGUCUUUCGUUGAUGGGAACAAAUUAUUCAAGUUACAUCAAAGAGGCACAUCGAGUUCUUCGUCCAAGCGGCUGGCUUCUUAUAGCGGAAGUAAAAAGCAGGUUUGAUCCAAAUAAUGGAGGAGCAGACCCAAAAGACUUUGUGAAAGCAGUUUGUGACCUUGGAUUCACGUCGACUUUAAAGGACUUCUCGAAUAAGAUGUUCAUCUUACUGCAUUUCAAGAAAAAGGAGGAGUCGAAUUCAAAUGAGAAGAAAAUCGAAUGGCCUGAGUUAAAAGCAUGUUUAUACAAACGUCGGUGAUGGGUUUAUGAUGGAAGAUCAAACAGAGUGCUGGAGUGUAGUGCUUUCUGUGUUCUUCAGUGUUGUAUUAUUUAGGCAUAUUGAUUGUCUGUAAAAGCUCAGACUUUCAUCUUUGUUUCAGAAUUUUGUUAUACAAAGUGAGAUUCAGUGCCUUUGUUUUUU